Messenger RNA from Acaulospora morrowiae, 764 nucleotides. The record is from the annotation of a GenBank genome assembly. Lineage: Eukaryota; Fungi; Glomeromycota; Glomeromycetes; Diversisporales; Acaulosporaceae.
UGAAGAACCUGUGUUUGUGCAGCAGGAAGCAGAAAGGGACGAAGAAGUCGUGGCGGCAUAUUUUGUCGACAUGGAUACUGAAGAUAUUAAUCCUGAGCUGCAAAAUGGAGGUGUUGAAGUUGAGAUAUUUCAUGAUUUUCCUGGUUCGCUGCAUCCUUCACAAAAAAAACAGGAGCUACCUGAAGAGCAUGAUCAAGAGAUGAGACACGUCAAAAUUUUGGAAACCGCUUCUACGACCUCCGGUGAACUACCAAUUGUUCAAGAACGGCAAGCUGAUCAAGAUAAACACAAAAGUUCGACGAUUGAGGGAUUGUCAACAAAAUUCGAAAAGGUUAUUCAACAGUGCUGUAAGGUUUUGGGUGACGAUCCGGAGAUGCUCGACAAGGUGGACUCGGCAAUGAACCAUAUCUUGGAGAAUACCCCGAUGUAUGUUGAGUUCGUUUUGAACAUGCUAAAUUCGGCGAAGAAUCAAAAUCAAAAUACGGGUUCCAGCUCAUCAAAUGAAGACAAUUCACAACAAGAUCGUAUUUAUAAUCCUCCUGACAUGCCAGGCAGUUUUCCGAACAAUGCGCCCUUGUUCCAAUUUAGAUCGUACCCAUCCUCGUCUCUAACGGUGAAUCAAUUAUGCAACACUCCACCAUACCAACCUCUUAAUCCACAGCGACAUGCAAGGCUUCCGCCUUUCCCUGGUAGUUUUCCAUCAACAAGUAAUGAUCUUGACUCUGAGAAUUACUCUUCUGAAUUGUCUGAGCUUCAGGAUAUGG